Messenger RNA from Cucurbita maxima (winter squash), 3213 nucleotides. RefSeq names its product inactive poly [ADP-ribose] polymerase RCD1-like. The transcript has 8 exons. The coding region runs from base 375 to 2162 and encodes 595 amino acids. The record is from RefSeq and is a predicted model, not a curated record. NCBI's taxonomy places the organism in Eukaryota, Viridiplantae, Streptophyta, Magnoliopsida, Cucurbitales, Cucurbitaceae. Gene Ontology annotation, molecular function: NAD+ poly-ADP-ribosyltransferase activity.
AUUUUCUAGUUUUGUUUUAUUUUAUUUUUUUUCCUUCUUCUCUUUCCCCUUCUUCGUUCGUUCUUCGUUUCUUGAUCUUUUCUACUGCAAAUUGAAAUCCAGCACAUGUUAUGUUAUUUUUUUUGUUACAUGUGAAGUUAAGGCAGAUUGCUUCUUGACAUUUCCCGGUAUGUUCCAACUCUCCGAGCUACAGUUCUCGUGCACACACCAUACACAUGAAGUAAACCUGGGAAAUCGAGCAACCAAUCUAAGGGUUUUCCAAGUUUCUCACAUGAAUUUCUUCACAAGUCCGGUUAAUGUAUAAGGCGCACAUUGGAUUUGUGACACACUUUUAGAUUUGAAGUUGCAUUUAGAUAUUAGACUAGCUAGUGAAAAUGGAAGACAAGAUCGUAAAGGUAUUGGGUAGCCAGAAAGUUGGACUUGCUUUAAAAAGAAAGCGAGCUGCCCAGUUUGGUGUACAUUCAACAGAACCUAUCUGCAUGGCACAUCAGUGCCCUGCCAUGACUUCAUUAAAUAGCGUGGGAAAGAGACAGAAGCUAGGUGGAUGUAGUAGCGCACUUGCAAACUCUGAAACUCGUUUUAGACCCUUGUACAGAGGUUAUUCAAAUUUUAUGAAAAGUGGGAUACCAAAACAAAUAAUGCUUUAUGAAAAUGGUGAGUGGAUUAAUUUUCCCCGUGAUCUUCUUGAUUUGGCUGGGGAAACUCUGCAGGUAAAGAAAGCAUCUUUAGAAAUUAAGUCUAAUGGACAGCACUGCGUGCUAGACUUUUUGCAUAUGUUUUUUUUGGACUUAAAUACAGGGAUGCAGCAACCUCUUGGAUGGAUUGAUGCAGCAGGGAGCUGCUUCUUCCCUGAGAUUUAUGGUGCAUACAAAAGUCAAUGCUACAAUUCUAAUGAUUUUGGAAAUACAGAACCACAGGUUGAAGGAAAUCAUGGGUCCGAUGUUAUCAAGUUACAGUUGGAAAUUGAAAUAAAUGGAGUUGGCCAGUCGAGUUUGGAGUUGUGUAGUGGGGAGUCAAAUGAUUAUAUCAAACAGUCCCAAACCGACGAAAAACCUGCUUAUGACUAUGAUAUUGAAGAAGUUGAGGAUAAUUGUUGUAGAAUACCUACUGGAAAAGCGUAUGAGGUUGCUCCAAAAUUAAAGGAGUUGGAUAUGAACCUCACCUCUGGGAUUGAACUUGUGAACGGAGAAUUGGAUACAAGAACGGUAGAGAAAAUAUUUCGCGACGGAAUGAACUCCGAUGGUAGUUUAGAGAUACUUAAUAUAAAACACUGCCAUGAUACUUCAACGCAGUCUCAAUUAGAGCUUUUCAAUAAGCACAUAGAAAUGAUCAAACUGUACAGAGGGGAUGCAAAUGUUCGUUUUGCUUGGCUUCCUGUUUCUGAAACAGAACUAUCUUGCUUGACGAUGUAUGGAAUCGGGCUUUCGGGAGCUUCUUCAAUCAAAUCCAUGUAUGGCACUGGUGUUCACCUCACAGCCGUUGAUUGCUCGAAUGUCAGUGCAAGUCAUUGUGAUAUUGAUGACAAUGGAGUGCAACAUCUUGUAUUUUGCCGUGUAAUAAUGGGAAACAUGGAACUUCUUCACCCUGGAAGUAGACAAUUCCAUCCAAGUGGCAAGGAUUUUGACAGUGGAGUGGAUAACCUUACAAAACCAACAUAUUACGUUAUAUGGAGAAUGAAUAUGAACACCCACAUCUAUCCAGAAUCUGUUGUCAGCUUUAAGGUUGCACCCAGUCUCAAAGUUGAAAGUCAUACCAAUGACAUCUCGAGGAUCACUGCAUCUUGUCAAGCGUCCCCUGGCCAGAUACCAUUGGGGUCAUCGGUAAUUAAUAUGGAUGGCGAUGCUCAACCUCCAGAUGAUUGGAGACCUCAGGAAAGAGCAGCUAGUGUUGCUUCCAACUCUAUGAAAACACCCAAGUCUCCAUGGAUGCCUUUCUCCAUGUUGUUUGCUGCUAUCUGUAACAAAGUUUCUUCUAAAGACAUGGAACGUAUUAAUAUGCAAUAUGAACAAUUCAGGGCCAAGAAGAUGCAUCGUGAUGAUUUUGUAAAACAGCUGAGACUGGUUGUUGGAGAUUCUUUGUUGAGGAGUACAAUAACAAGUCUUUGCAAGUUUCCAGAAGAUGACGUUUUGUUUAUUGUAAAGUCUAAAUAUGCAUCACCAUGAGUCAGCUAUGCUUGUAGACAUGAGAUGAGACCAUUGAUCUGUCUUUGCUUUUUUGACUGAAUUUUUUUAUAUUAAAUUACAGAUUUUAGUCUUUCAACUUUUAAUAGUUGUAUCUAUUUGGUCUUUUAAACUUUAAGAAGUUCCAUUUACACUCUUGAACUUUUGAUUUGGAUUCCAUGAAGUUCUUCUCAUUAACAUCAUUACUUACACGUUAUUCGUAUUAAUGAGUGAUGAUUUGACACCCCGCAGUAAUAAUGUGGCACAAUAGAGUAAGUUAAUUGGAUAAAAUAAGGACGUAUGAGCUAAAAUUUACAAUGAGGCAAGUUAACAAAGUGGAUUGACUCUUUUGUGCCACCUAUUUCUACGUUGUGUCACAGUCAUUCAUUUGAUUAAUGUGUUGACAUUUGAGUAAAGAUGUUAAGCAUAGACUUUUUAGAACCAAAGUUAAAAAGUCAAUGAUGUAAUGAACUGUUUUAAAGAUCAGGGAUUAAAAUAGAUACAAUCGUUUCAUUUCAUUUGGUCUUUUCCUUGAAACUAUUGUACAAGAAACUGCUUUUUGUUAUAUAUAUGUCCAAUUUUCUGAAACUUCCUCUUUCUUGGCAGGUGCCACUGAAAUCAUCUAGUCCAUAACGCAAUGAUCUGAAACAGUAUGGAAAGAAAAUGCUUUUCGUGGCAAAAGUGAUUAAUGGUAAUGGUUAUGUGAUGCUUUUGGUUAGAAUGUGUCGACCUAAAAUUGUGAAUAUGGUGAUCGUUACUUUGGAACAUAUGCGGACUGUUAAAGUCCAUUUUUCUAGUGAUUUGAACUCGAGAAGACUUUUUAUUUUUGUUGUUUUUUUGUUAAUGUUCCUGUACUGUCUGGAUGCUGGGUUUCGUAAUGUGUUACUUUCUUCGUUGAAUAUCACGUUUCUAAGUUUUUAUUGUCGUAUGCCAAGGCUUUCGAUCAUUGAAUGUGUAGCAUUGAUCAGGUUAUGAGGAAGUCGUUGGCGAUGAGAUGGGGAGCUAAAUGUACUUAUGAUCUAUAUAUGAAAUAAAGUUAAAAGUUCAUGUUGAA